This is a messenger RNA of Paramisgurnus dabryanus, 1971 nucleotides long. RefSeq names its product NOTCH regulated ankyrin repeat protein b (gene nrarpb). Gene Ontology annotation, molecular function: protein binding; enzyme inhibitor activity; phosphatase regulator activity. Gene Ontology annotation, cellular component: cytoplasm. Lineage: Eukaryota; Metazoa; Chordata; Actinopteri; Cypriniformes; Cobitidae. The record is from RefSeq and is a predicted model, not a curated record.
AUAGGCUGAAUAGAGUCUAUCGGGCACAGCGGAGCGCGCAGUCAGAACGCGGAGGAGCGCGCAGAGGCCAUUCAGCACCCGCUCGUGGGAACCACAGAGAUCAUUGGACCAGCAGCAUAGGUAGUAUGGAACACUGAAGUUGGCAGGACGCGCGUGCAACUUUUCUUCAUUUAUCGCAUGUCGGACCAUAAAAAAGGGGAUACCUUAACGUUUAUUCGUUUGGAGGCCAUUUUCAUAGUUUCACUGAGCUCUACCUGUUAAGAUCAUGAGUCAGGACAUGACUUGCUCGGCGCGUCAGCGAGUGUUUCAGGAAGCGCUCAGGAAAGGCAACACCAAGGAGCUUCAUUCUCUCUUGCAAAACAUGACAAACUGCGAAUUUAACGUCAACUCCUUUGGACCCGAGGGACAGACGGCCCUGCAUCAGUCCGUGAUCGAUGGGAACUUGGAGUUAGUGAAGCUGCUGGUGAAGUUCGGCGCGGACAUUCGCCUGGCCAACAGAGACGGAUGGAGCGCGCUGCACAUAGCGGCGUUCGGUGGACACCAGGACAUCGUGCUUUACCUCGUUACGCGGGCGAAGUACUCAUCCAGCGCAAUCUGAGCAAUCAAAGAGAAAAGAUGACACUGUACCCUAUCACAUUCGACCUCCUUGUGCCAAAGUCAAAGACAGCUUCAGGGCCACGUAACUGAGUAUCUGUAGGCACAGAAUUUAAAUAAGGAAACCAUGCAAUUUUUACCCUUUGCAUUACAUUCAAACCAUUUCAAAAUAUGAAGUGUGUUUUGGGCUUCAGUCCAGUAGGAUGUUAAAGGUUCUUGAUGGAACCAUUUUACAAUUCCCAUAACUAGGCUAUUAUAACCAUUAGAAUUUAUGUAAUGGUUUUGUUGCUUUACAUGCAUUUAAAAUGAUGACAUUGCAAAUAUUAAGCUUAUAGGAUCUCAGUGUCAUCUCUCUUAAAUUGAAACAGGCCACACACUACCAAAUGACCAUAUAGGACUGAAUUUAGUUUGCUUGUCAUAAUCAGUAUUGUUACUAGUGUGGGUUCCCCAUUUAAACUUGGUUUCUGACACUAUAGCUAAUCUCAUUUUUAAGGCUCUGGAAUGACCAUUGUUGUUAUUUUGUGUUGACAUGUAAAUGUCAGACUCCUCACAUUUCAAUUCAGAGGUUGAGAACGUGCAUCGGACAGUGGUUUCCUACUCAAUUUCCCUUUGUCUUAAAACCAGCGCCAACUCAGGCAAGACGUGGUGAGGUUUGAAAAUGUCAUGACUUUGGGAACACUUCGAAGCCAGUAUGGAAAUAUGCAUCACUUAUACUUGAGAAUGUUUGUUUAAAAAUUGCACUGAUGGCUGUUAUAUGAGUUGUUGGUGUCGUGCCGACUUUUAAAGAUACUAUUUUUCUAAAUGGAAAAAGAAUUUCUUAUUGUAUGAACGCUCCAGGGCGGUUUGUCACUCAUUUGUAUGCCUGUGAACUGAAUUACUGUAUGUAUAAUUUUGUAAUACACACUCUGCUUGAAUGUCUCUCUAUGCCUACAUAUGCCAAACUAUAACAACUAUGUUGAAAAUUGGCAAUGUUAUGGGUGUCCUUUUGACAUAACGGCACAGUAAAGUGUCCGGACAGAAAUCUUGGAGCACUUCUUAUCUGAAGUCCCAUCCUCCUCUUUUUAAGGGGGAUGCUAUGUGGUAAAAACCAGUGUGACCAGACGUUGCACAAUGCACAAGUCUUUACUUGAUAAUGCCAUAACAUUUAUGACAUGAAAGUAAAAGUUACUUCUUAUGAUUGAGAGAUGAGUCAAAUGUGAUGAUCUUUUUGUGGACCAACUUUAAAAUAUUAUUUUCAUCAGACAAGUUUGGAGCGGAUGAAUUGUAAUUUUGUUACGUCUUUUAUAUCUGUUUAGCUGUUUGUGUCACAUUUUAAAGAUAUUGCUCACUGUGUUUUGUACAAAGGCAUUUUAGAUAUUAAAAAUAUUGCUGGUGUUA